Rhizopus microsporus ATCC 52813 is the source of this 1803-nucleotide messenger RNA. RefSeq lists its product as uncharacterized. Bases 1 to 1803 code for a protein of 600 amino acids. Gene Ontology annotation, molecular function: ribosome binding; ubiquitin protein ligase activity. The record is from RefSeq and is a predicted model, not a curated record. NCBI's taxonomy places the organism in Eukaryota, Fungi, Mucoromycota, Mucoromycetes, Mucorales, Rhizopodaceae. Gene Ontology annotation, biological process: protein ubiquitination; rescue of stalled cytosolic ribosome. The transcript has 6 exons.
AUGGAAACUUCUUCUCAACCACCAACAGCCGAUGCUAAUCAAACCGAAGAAAGACCCCAUCGAAGACGAAAUCAUACCCAUCGUCGUCGUAAACCACGUACAGAUAACACGACAAAAGAAGAAAAAGAAGAUCGACCCAAAAAGAGAGAACCCUUGAAGGGGUUCAAGAAGGACAAAUUGAAUAAGAAUCAAGAUAGUGAAGAAGUAUGCUUUAUUUGUACAGAGCCUAUUGAUUACUAUGCAGUUGCACCCUGUGAUCAUCGUACUUGCCACAUGUGUACUCUUCGACUAAGAGUGCUCUACCACACCAAAAACUGUGCUUACUGCAAGGCAGAAGCAAAACGAGUGGUAUUUACGAACGAGAGUGAGAAACCAUAUGAGGAAUAUAAGCGAGAGGAUACGCCAUUUUAUGACAGAAAGUACGGAAUCAGAUUUGAAACUGAGGAAAUGUUUAGAGAUACACAAGUGAUUCUUCAAUACAAUUGUCCAGACGAACAAUGUGAAGCCGCAUUCAGUCAGUUGCAUGAGCUCAAAAAGCAUGUCAAACAAGUUCAUGAGCGAAUACUUUGUGACCUCUGUCUACGCAACAAAAAGAUCUUCUCGCAUGAACAUACCAUGUACACAAACUCUCAGCUCCAAAAACAUCAUCGAGAAGGGGACGCUUCGUUCAACCAGGAAGAUGAGUCUGGGUUUACAGGACAUCCAGAAUGUGUCUUUUGCAGAACGCGAUUUUAUGGAUCGGAUGAAUUAUUUGAGCAUUGCCGUGAUAAGCAUGAACAGUGUCAUCUUUGUGUUAGAAAUGGGGUGCAGCAUCAGUACUAUGCUAAUUAUGAAAGUUUGGAAAAACAUUUUCAAAGUGACCAUUACCUUUGUAUGUACAAGGAAUGUUUGAAUAACAAGUUUGUUGUCUUUGACACAGAUAUUGACUUGAAAGCACAUGAACAAACAAGCAGUAAGAUCAGAUUAAUAGAAGAUGAUUUCCCAAGCAUCAAUGGUAGCACCACAGCUGUGCCAUUAGUCACCCAUAGAAUGCAGUCUCUUCAGCUCAUUGGCCGAGAAGAAUGGCCAAGUCUUGGUGAAGGUAGAUCCUCACCUUCAUCUUCGGCCACCACUCCCGAGCCGAGCAAACCGACGAUUAUAUCACGCCAAGCAGCUGCCUUAGACCGAGUAGCUGAUACUCUUAGAAACUUAGAUAAAAUGCUACAAUUUAGAAAGUAUAUCAAUCAAUAUACAAAAGAAAUGACAUUGACAAGCGAGGCCUUUGUUGAUUCUGUACAUGAGCUUUGUAACAAAGAUAUGAAGUUGACUAGUAAAGUGCUAGAACAUACAAAAGACAUGAUCGAUCAUGACCUACAAAAAGCAGAUUUGGAGCGUGUCUGGAACCAUAAAAAGAACCCGAGUGCAGCACCUCAAGUACUCACAGUGAACCCAAGGAAACCCAAGGUAUCCAAUAAAGGUGUAUGGGGUAAAGUAGCCUUAGCAGCAAGAGACGCCGGUGCAUUCCCACCCUUGCCAACCACUCGAUUGACUCAACCUUCACCAUGGAGUUCAUCAGCAGCGAGUUCGCGUACAGGAUCAGAACAAAAUCUGCAGGACCUUUUUCCAGCACUACCCACAUCUUCAACACAUUCAUCUAGAAGAGCCGAUAUUAACGCUAUGCUUCGAAAAAAGAAUGAUAACCGUUGGAGCAACGAGCCUUAUUCUUCUACGCUAAGCACAGACACAGACUCACAAGAUGAAAGUGAUAGUAAACAAAAGAAGAAAAAGAAAGGAAAACAGGUUUUAUUCCGUGUUGGUUUAUAA